AUGGACAAAAAGAUCAAAACUGCCCAGCAUCAAAAACUAAUCGCGUUGGAGAACAUUAAAUCGCUGGAGCGGUUUACACAGGCGUUCAGCAGCGACGAUGCAAGCCAAAUUCCGGAGGCUUUGAAGGGGCUGGAGCAGUACAAGCAGGAGUUUUUCACCGCAGUGGCGAAACUGGAGGAAUGCGACGACAGCAGUGAAGCGAUACAAUCCUGUAUCAACGACAGGAUCGAUAUGGAAGAACGGUGCCGGCGGCUAAAAUCAUUUCUCAGAGAGAACCAACGGAAGGACGCCAACCCGCUAAACGAAUCCACUCUUUUGGCAAAUUCAACGCUUGCGUUUGGACGGCCAAACGCACCCAAUCUUCGGUUGCCAAAAAUCGAACUACCGACGUUCGAUGGGGAUUCAACAAAGUGGUUGUCAUUCCGCGAUCGUUUUGUCGCUAUGAUCGACGCUUCACCCGACUUACCACACAUUGCAAAACUACAAUAUUUGCUUUCUUCGUUGAAGGGCGACGCAGCGGUGCCCUUUGAACAUGUGGCUUUGACUACCGAGAACUACGCUGUGACGUGGGCGUCACUUCUUAAACGUUACGACAAUACACGGAUGCUGAUUCGCGAUUAUUGGCGGAAGCUUCAUUUCCUUCCGGGAAUAGAAGCAGAAAGUGUCGACGGUUUGACAUCGUUGGUGGAUGAAUUCACGCGGCAUGUGAAUGGAUUGGUGAAACUACAAGAACCAGUCGAUUCGUGGGACACACCUCUGUCCAACAUGCUUCUAAUGAAGAUGGACAACGAAACCAUCUUAGCGUGGGAAAAACACUCCGUGCAGUUUAAAAGGGAUAAGUACCGUGAGCUGAUUGAAUUCCUGCAGGAUCGUGUUCAAAUAUUGAAAUCGAGUAAGAGCUUUGCAUGCGCAAAGAUUGCACCGACCAAGGUGGCCGGCGCACAUCGUCUUCCUGCAUCACGGAAGUCGAUCACGAGCGCAGCUGCAAUGCAGAAGAACGCACCCAUUUCCACUUCACCACAACUACAGAGAUGUCCGUUGCAGUGUCCGGAACCUCAUCUACUACGCAAUUGUCCGGAAUUCAUCAACAAGGAGAUACAACAACGACGUGACAUCGUCAAAACAAAAGGUCUAUGUUGGAACUGCCUCAGCAACUCACACCAAGUGAAAUCGUGUAGAUCAGACUACUCGUGCCGAUCAUGCCGUGAACGUCAUCAUAGCCUACUUCAUCACGCUUCUCAUUCAUCCGUAACUGUUCAACCGAAAGUUACUUUGGCGGCUCAAUCCGACGAUGAAAUGGUGUUUCUCGAGACGGCAAUGGUUUACAUCGUAGACGAUUAUGGAGUUAAGCACGAGGCUAGAGCGCUUCUUGAUUCGGGAUCGAUGUUAAACUUUAUAUCGGAAUCAUUGGCUCAGAAACUCCUCACCCCUCGUACGAAGGUGAAUGUGUGCGUUACUGGCAUCGGGUCAGCAAGGCAGCAGGUGAAAGGUUCAAUCACCGCUAGUGUUCGAUCUAAGGACCUACACUUCACCACACCGAUGGAGUUUUUCAUCCUUGACACACCAAUCGCAGCCAUUCCUACCAAACCGGUAGACGUUUCUUCAUGGGAUAUGCCGAACGUGACCCUCGCUGAUCCCACUUAUCACGUUCCUGGUAAGGUGGAUCUCAUCAUCGGCAGUGAUCCAUUCUGGGAGGUUCAUACUGGACGUAAGCGAUCAUUAGGCGCAGGCAAGCCGUGGCUAGUGGAGACCCGAUUUGGAUGGGCUGUUUCCGGAAAUACAGUGCAGUCAUCACCAGCUCCACGUGUAUGUCAUGUUGCAACGAGCGAAUGUCCUUUGGAGGCAAUCAUGACACGUUUCUGGGAGAUCGAAACCAUCUCCGAUGAGCCCGCUCUAUCUGUGGAAGAAGACAUCUGUGAGAAUCAUUUCAUCGCUAAUACAACUCGGGAUGGUUCAGGAAGGUAUGUCGUUAGCUUGCCACACAAGUCUAAUCCCAAUAUCAUUUUAGGAGCCUCAAGGCAGAUAGCAGAUCGUCGUUUGCUAGCGGUGGAACGGCGACUGAAGGCUAAUCCUGAAAUGAGGGAAGCAUAUUCGUCAUUCAUGCGAGAGUAUGAACAUUUGGGACACAUGAUAAGGCUCGAGGAGCCAAUUGAUGAAUCAUGUCCACAUUACUACCUACCGCACCAUGCUGUUGUAAAAGAAUCCAGCACAUCGACAAAGGUUCGUGUAGUAUUCGAUGCUUCGUGUAAGACGACGUCAGGUUAUUCCUUAAACGAUUCCCUGCUGGUUGGACCUGUCGUUCAGCAAGAUCUGUACACUAUCAUGCUUCGAUUUCGGUUACACGCUAUUGCGCUCACAGCUGACGUUGAAAAGAUGUACCGUCAAAUCCGACAUCACCCUGCAGAUAAAAACUUUCUUCGAAUUCGGUACAGAAAGGAUCCGUCAGAACCAAUAGCAACCUACGAAUUACAAACCGUAACGUAUGGUACCGCAUCUGCGCCAUUCUUAGCCACACGGACAUUGAAGCAAAUUGCAUACGAUCAUCAGGAACAGUAUCCUCGAGCAGUCGUUCCGGUGCUUCGAGAUUUUUACGUUGAUGAUCUGUUGACGGGGACAGAUGAGAUAUCAGACGCGAUCGAGAUGCAGAAACAAAUCUCAUCCAUGUUGCAGUCAGUUGGGUUUGCGCUGAAAAAGUGGGCAUCGAACAAUCCUAAGGCGCUUCACGGGAUCCCUCAGGAGGAUUUGGCAUUGCAAACAUGCCAUGAAUGGAACAAAUCGCAAUUUGUGUCCACUUUGGGACUGAUCUGGGAGCCAGCAGCAGACGUUAUUCGGUUUCGCAUCGAACUACCGCCUUCUGCAUCAGUGUUAACAAAGCGCUUGGUUUUAUCGUAUAUCGCUAAAAUAUUCGACAUCCUCGGAGUACUCGGCCCAACGAUAGUUAUUGCCAAACUAUUUAUGCAGCAGUUGUGGUCGCUUAAGGAAAAUGGUGUUGCACUGGGUUGGGACAGUGAGCUACCAUUGCAUCUUCAACAAGAGUGGAACAGGUUUCACUCAUCGCUACAUUCUCUUCGUGAGUUGCACAUUCCACGGUUCAUAUCGCUUCCAAAUGCAACUACCACCCAAUUGCAUGUCUUCGCGGAUGCUUCUCAAGCAGCAUACGGAGCAUGUUGCUAUUUUCGGGCAGAAAAUCAUCACGGGAUUUCUGUGAACCUGUUGACCGCAAAGUCAAAGGUUGUUUCACUAGCUAACACUCACUCGAUCGCCAGACUCGAGCUCUGCGCUGCACGAUUGGCCAUACAAUUGGUUAAGAGAAUCAGUACGUCACUCAAUACUCCCAUCAUCAUCUUCUGUUGGACUGAUUCGAUGACGGUGUUAUAUUGGCUAAAGUCACCUCCACGUCGCUGGAAGCCAUUUGUCGCCAACAGAGUGGCACAAAUCCAACAGGAAACUCGGAUCAAAUGCUGGAGACACGUUCCUGGGGUGGACAAUCCAGCAGAUGAUAUAUCUCGUGGGCUGCUUCCAGACAAGCUACUAUCUUCUCAUCGCUGGUGGCAUGGGCCACAUUGGUUAAGUAGCAAGGAGGCAGAUUGGCCACAUAACCCUACCACAGAAGAAAUCGUUUGCAAUGACGAGGAGAGAGCUACACAAUUGGUUGCUGCAACAUCUACAACGAACGAUUUUGGCAGCAAAUAUUUCGCACGGUUUUCUGGCUACCUGAAACUUCUUCGAACGACGGCCUACGCCUUGCGCUAUCUUCGAUGCUUAAAGGAUAGCGUAUCUUCGGUAACAGCAGUUAGCAGAAAAAAUACAACAGUUGCAGAACUUAUCGCAUUGAUCUCAGCACUAUCCAAGGAUGAACUACAUCGCGCUGAGAUGUGCUUGUGUAAACUUGCGCAACAAGAUUCGUUUCCGGAGGAUCUUCAUGCGAUAAGGAGUGGUAACGAGAUACCACGACACUCACGGCUAAAAUGGUUGUCACCUUUCGUUGAUCAUGAUGGAAUCUUGCGUGUUGGUGGCCGGCUUCAAAACGCGCAGAUUACAGACGCCACGAAACAUCCGAUUGUGCUGUCGUCGAAACACCCGCUCGCAUCAUUACUGGUUUGUUGGUAUCAUCGCAAACUGUUGCAUGCUGGACCGCAACUUUUGCUAGCUUCACUUCGUCAACGAUUUUGGAUAAUCGGAGGCCGCAGUUUAGUGAAGUCUAUUUUUCAUCGAUGGUUCUGUUGUCAGUGUUUGUAG
Molecule: messenger RNA, 4239 nt
Organism: Anopheles funestus (African malaria mosquito)
Lineage: Eukaryota; Metazoa; Arthropoda; Insecta; Diptera; Culicidae
Exons: 1
Coding region: 1-4239 (1412 amino acids)
Source: RefSeq, a predicted model, not a curated record